Molecule: messenger RNA, 2215 nt
Organism: Papaver somniferum (opium poppy)
Lineage: Eukaryota; Viridiplantae; Streptophyta; Magnoliopsida; Ranunculales; Papaveraceae
Product: V-type proton ATPase subunit B2
Exons: 16
Coding region: 340-1791 (483 amino acids)
Biological process (GO): proton transmembrane transport; ATP metabolic process
Cellular component (GO): proton-transporting V-type ATPase, V1 domain
Molecular function (GO): ATP binding; proton-transporting ATPase activity, rotational mechanism
Source: RefSeq, a predicted model, not a curated record
CUUCGGAUUCUCCAUCUCUUUUCUGUAACAUCUAUUUUCUUACUCAUCAUACCAAUUAGAUAUUUAUAUAAGACCGCCAUUUUUUUAUUUUUCUCUCUCUCCGUUUAUUUUCCUCAUAUCUAUCAAAUCAGAAUUUCAGAUCAGAUCUCUCUCUAUAUCGGAUCCACAAUAUUCUUCGUGAAAAUUGAUUCCGAUUAGCAUUAGGGACCAAAUUAGAUACAAUUCCAAGUUUGGUUAUCGUUGUUUGGAUUGAACAUUGAAGAAUUUGAUCAAUUUCUGCUAAAUUAUAUUUGAACGCGAAAAUCUGAUCGAGUUUUGGUUGGAAUUGUGAGCUUAAAGAUGGUUGCUCCAAUGGAGGAGGGUUCACUAGAGAUCGGAAUGGAGUAUAGAACUGUCUCUGGAGUAGCAGGACCACUUGUUAUCUUAGAGAAAGUUAAGGGUCCUAAAUAUCAGGAAAUUGUUAAUAUCCGUUUGGGAGAUGGUACAACCAGACGUGGUCAAGUUCUAGAAGUUGAUGGGGAGAAAGCUGUUGUGCAGGUGUUCGAGGGAACAUCAGGAAUUGACAACAAGUACACAACUGUGCAAUUCACAGGAGAAGUUCUCAAAACUCCUGUCUCUCUUGAUAUGCUUGGACGAAUUUUUAAUGGAUCCGGGAAACCCAUUGAUAAUGGACCCCCUAUUCUCCCCGAGGCUUACCUGGAUAUUUCUGGGAGUUCCAUUAACCCAAGUGAAAGAACCUAUCCAGAGGAAAUGAUCCAGACUGGAAUAUCAACAAUUGAUGUCAUGAAUUCCAUUGCUCGAGGGCAGAAGAUACCUCUGUUUUCUGCUGCCGGUCUUCCUCAUAAUGAAAUUGCUGCGCAGAUUUGUCGUCAAGCUGGUCUUGUGAAACGAUUGGAGAAAAAAGAAAACCUUCUGGAGGACGCGGAAGAAGACAAUUUUGCCAUCGUGUUUGCUGCAAUGGGAGUAAACAUGGAAACAGCACAAUUCUUCAAACGUGAUUUUGAGGAAAAUGGAUCAAUGGAGAGAGUUACCCUUUUCUUAAACUUGGCAAAUGACCCAACCAUUGAGCGUAUUAUUACCCCUCGAAUUGCUCUCACCACAGCUGAAUACUUGGCUUAUGAGUGCGGGAAGCAUGUUCUGGUUAUCUUAACUGAUAUGAGUUCUUACGCAGAUGCUCUUCGUGAGGUAUCUGCUGCUCGUGAAGAAGUGCCUGGAAGACGUGGUUAUCCUGGGUAUAUGUAUACUGAUCUGGCAACAAUCUAUGAGCGUGCUGGGCGUAUUGAAGGAAGAAAGGGAUCCAUCACUCAAAUCCCCAUUUUAACUAUGCCGAACGAUGAUAUUACUCACCCCACACCGGAUCUUACGGGUUACAUUACGGAGGGGCAGAUUUAUAUUGAUAGGCAGCUUCACAAUCGACAGAUUUACCCACCAAUCAAUGUCCUACCAUCACUCUCGCGAUUGAUGAAGAGUGCUAUUGGAGAGGGGAUGACUCGUCGAGACCAUUCUGAUGUGUCUAACCAGUUAUAUGCAAAUUAUGCUAUUGGAAAAGAUGUCCAGGCAAUGAAGGCUGUGGUUGGAGAAGAAGCACUUUCAUCAGAGGACUUGUUGUAUCUUGAGUUCCUAGACAAAUUUGAGAGGAAAUUUGUGGCACAAGGAGCCUAUGACACCAGAAACAUUUUCCAGUCUCUUGAUUUGGCGUGGACACUUCUUCGUAUUUUCCCUCGUGAACUCCUUCACCGUAUACCAGCAAAGACCUUGGAUGCGUACUACAGUCGUGAAGCAUCUAACUGAGAUCUAUGCAAAGAAAGGCCGUGAAUGCCUCUACUCUUCUGCACUGUAAGUAGCAUCAGUUUGAGCUCUACGUGGUUUUCUUUUGGUUCCUUUUGCCUCAACAGGAAGCAGUAGCUCACCAGUCUCCUGGACGAAUAAAGAGGGUGUACCCUGUUCAAGUCUAAAUUAUAUUUGUUAUUCUAGGUAUUCUUAACAACAAUCAUUAUUUCGACGGUGCGCUUUUUUGUAAUAUCUCCGUACUUAUUUAUCUGUGUUACCCAGGGGUAUGGGUACAGCUCAUACAUUCUGGAAGGAACAAAAAGGGGCAUAUAUGUGAUAUAUGCCCUUACUGUAUGUGAUUCUUGUUUAGUUCCAUUCCCAUGUCACAUGUAUUGGUACGAUCUGGUUACUACAUAUUUACGAGGGGUUUUUCCAGUUUUUGUAA